Molecule: messenger RNA, 939 nt
Organism: Impatiens glandulifera
Lineage: Eukaryota; Viridiplantae; Streptophyta; Magnoliopsida; Ericales; Balsaminaceae
Product: nudix hydrolase 18, mitochondrial-like
Exons: 2
Coding region: 65-760 (231 amino acids)
Cellular component (GO): cytoplasm; nucleus
Molecular function (GO): pyrophosphatase activity
Source: RefSeq, a predicted model, not a curated record
UCUCAAAGUUUAAGAGAGAGAAACAAUUAUUUGAAAUCUCUUAAAUUUUAUUUGAAAUUUCAUCAUGAUUUCGGCUUCCCGAACCGGUAGACAACUUCAACGUUACAUCGACGGCUGUCGUCAAGUUGUCGGAUGUAUCCCAUACAGAUUCAGGAAAUUAGGAAAAUCAAAUACAAAUUCAAAUUCAAUUGAAGAUAUUGAAGUUCUUCUUGUGAGUUCUCAAAAGGGUAAAGCAUGGUUAUUCCCAAAAGGUGGAUGGGAAAACGAUGAAAGCAUAGAAAUAGCGGCUAGAAGAGAGACUUUAGAGGAAGCAGGAGUAGUUGGAGAUGUGAAGAGUGAAUUGGGUAGAUGGAGAUACAAGAGUAAAAGUCAAGAGAAAUAUCAUGAGGGUUAUAUGUUUUCUUUGUUAGUUAAGGAACAAUUAGAUGUUUGGCCGGAAAAGAAUGCCCGGAGAAGAGUUUGGAUGACUGUUAAUGAAGCAAGGGAAAAAUGUCCACAUUCUUGGAUGAUUGAAGCUUUGGAUGUUUUUGAAAGUCAGAUUGGUUAUUUAGGCCGACAACAACAAGAUGAACAAAAUAGUAAUGAUCCGGCGCCGGCGCCGGCACCGGCACCGGCAACGGUGUCGUCGGAGAUUGAGGAUGGAAAGAGUUGUGGGUUGGAAUUCUUGAAGAUGAAGAAGAAGAAGAAAGGAGGGGAGGGAGAGAUGAUGAUGAUUUGUUGUAACUUGCCGGUGGUGAUACGACGUCGUCAUAGUACUUAACUUUAUUAGGGUUAGAUGGAAAUAUCAUAAUUUAUUUAUUUAUUUAUUAUAGGGGAUAGGAGAGGAAGAUUAUUUAUUUAUUUAUUUAUUUAUUUAUUUAUUUAUUUAUUUGAUGAGUCAAACAACAACUGUAAAUCAUUAUUAUACAACAAUAAAUUCUUUUAUUCAAAUUAUUUAUU